CCGUAGGCCAAGCGCCUCAUCUUUCCACUUCAAACUUCAAUAUCUUUCCACUUCAAACUUCAAUUCUUCAACAUUUCUCUCUCUCUAGAGUUGGUUUUCCACUAUCUCAUUAUCUCUAAAAAAAUUCAGUAAUCAUCAUGAGUAUUAGUUACCUUUUCUUGAGUAAAAGCUCUUAAUUAUUGUAGCCAAGAUUUGAUGAACUUGGGGUCCCUCGUUUUGAAGUUAGACAGCAACGUAAGUAAUUAAAAUAUCUCCGUUAAAAAUUUCCUUAAACAUCACUGAUUUUUUUACCACCAAAUCGCAAUGCGUUGUUGCCUUGUUGUGGGCGCUGUUAAGGAUAAAAAGAUUCUGUGUUUCUUGCAAUUUGGCUCUCCUUCAAAAUUAUUGAAUUUUCGAGGUUGGAUUAGGUGGAUUGGUUUCAAUUAUUCUGCGCAAAUGGGUUGGAAGAUUUCUUUUUGUCCGAACACAAAUUUCCGGACAAUGUUUCAGGUUAGACCAAGUCAGUUUGAGCUUGAAUGUCGCCACACCAUUAGGUCUCACGGGAGGAAACUUGCUCGAGAUCACAAGCACGAUUGGCUGAUUUUGUUAGUACUUGUGGUAAUAGAAAUCACUCUGAAUGUCAUCAACCCGUUCUAUAGGUUCGUUGGGAAAGGCAUGAUGGAAGAUCUUAUGUAUCCGAUGAAGGAAAACACUGUCCCCCUUUGGGCAGUUCCUUUGUAUGCAGUUUUGCUGCCUAUGACCAUCUUUUUUCUCUAUUACCUUCGGAGAAAUGAUGUGUAUGAUCUGCACCAUAGCGUGCUAGGGCUGCUAUUCGCUGUGUUGAUAACGGGAGUUCUCACAGAUGCCAUAAAAGAUGCAGUUGGCCGCCCCCGGCCAGACUUUUUCUGGCGUUGCUUUCCUGAUGGGCGUGAUGAGUAUGAUCGUUGGGGCAAUGUGGUGUGUCAUGGAAAACCGGGCGACAUAAAAGAAGGGCACAAGAGUUUCCCGAGCGGUCAUACUUCAUGGUCAUUUGCAGGUCUAGGUUUUCUGGCAUUGUACAUGUCAGCAAAAAUAAAAUGCUUUGAUCGCAGCGGGCACAUAGCAAAACUGUGCAUCGUUUUCUUCCCUAUCCUGGCUGCAUGUCUCGUUGGUAUUUCUCGUGUGGACGACUACUGGCAUCACUGGCAAGACGUGUUUGCCGGAGGCAUCCUAGGCCUUGUAGUUGCUACCUUCUGCUACCUGCAGUUUUUCCCACCUCCAUACCAGAAUGAAGGAUGGGGUCCAUAUGCAUAUUUCCGCGCUGUGGAGGACCUUCGUUCCAACUCUCUACCCCAGGACGCGUUAGGAACGAACCAGCAACGGGCAGCCACAAGCAGCGGCGUCGGGGAUUCCAAUAUUGACUCAGCUUUUGAUGCCACGGAGUCAGGAAGAAAGUAGAGCUACUUGAUCAACUCAUCAGACUUGGUAGUUAUUCUGUGUGGUUGGUUCUCUUUCAUUGUUUACCCUUUGUUCUUGUAAAUAAAUCUUAACUGAAAGCGUGCUUUACCAAUCUACUUUUGACAAUUUACCUAUGUAAGCUUGAGCUCCGUCGCGAAUCACUCAUUUAGCUAUUUAAACAAGUUCUAAAAUGGAAAA
Molecule: messenger RNA, 1614 nt
Organism: Salvia miltiorrhiza (redroot sage)
Lineage: Eukaryota; Viridiplantae; Streptophyta; Magnoliopsida; Lamiales; Lamiaceae
Product: lipid phosphate phosphatase 2-like
Exons: 9
Coding region: 304-1416 (370 amino acids)
Biological process (GO): phospholipid metabolic process
Molecular function (GO): phosphatidate phosphatase activity
Source: RefSeq, a predicted model, not a curated record